GUGCUUUAGCAGUCUCGGUUUGUCUUCAGGCUCAUGGUAUGAAUUCUGCUCUUCAAUGUUCUCUUUGUCAAAAUGAUUUGGAAUCCAUCAGCCAUGUUCUUUUUAAUUGUUGGCCAGCGCGAGAAGUUUGGGAGAUUGCCAACAUUCCCUUACCUUCUCACGGGUUUACAGAUUCAACUAAUGACAAUCUAGCAUUUUUGUUGAAAGUUAUGAGCAAUGAUAGUGUUUCACUCUCUAUACGUAUGGCGAUUCCGUGGAUCUUGUGGGGAAUCUGGAAGCACCGCAAUGAAGUUUUAUAUGCUGGGAAACAAGGUGAUUUGAAUGCAUUGGUAGUUCAUGCAAUAGAAGAAGCGGAACUGUGGAAUAAGUUAAAGGAGACACAACCGCAGCCUCCUCUUGGUACUGGUCUGAAUUCUCGCCGUGAGACCAGAUGGGUUAAACCUCCCAUUAACUUUCUUAAGUGUAAUCUUCAUGUCUCUUGGUUAAAUGAGUCUCAUAUGUGUGGUGGAGCUUGGAUGGUAAGGAAUUACCAAGGAGAUGCAGUUUUCCAUGCGCGAGAAAUGUUUCUACCCGCUUCAAAUCGUAUCGCUGCGGAAUUAAGAGGGAUCCUUUGGGUUCUACAUAGUCUUUCUGACUUGCAUUUGGAUAACAUUGAAAUAUGGUCUGAUUGUCAUGCUGCAAUUGACGCCAUUAUUGACCCAUCAAAUUGGCCAAGAGAAGAAGAGGAGAUGACAUAG
Arabidopsis lyrata subsp. lyrata is the source of this 737-nucleotide messenger RNA. RefSeq lists its product as uncharacterized. The record is from RefSeq and is a predicted model, not a curated record. Gene Ontology annotation, molecular function: nucleic acid binding; RNA-DNA hybrid ribonuclease activity. The transcript has 2 exons. The coding region runs from base 39 to 737 and encodes 232 amino acids. NCBI's taxonomy places the organism in Eukaryota, Viridiplantae, Streptophyta, Magnoliopsida, Brassicales, Brassicaceae.